Molecule: messenger RNA, 1329 nt
Organism: Anopheles maculipalpis
Lineage: Eukaryota; Metazoa; Arthropoda; Insecta; Diptera; Culicidae
Product: glycoprotein-N-acetylgalactosamine 3-beta-galactosyltransferase 1-like
Exons: 5
Coding region: 41-1285 (414 amino acids)
Cellular component (GO): membrane
Molecular function (GO): N-acetylgalactosaminide beta-1,3-galactosyltransferase activity
Source: RefSeq, a predicted model, not a curated record
UGAUCAAAAAUCGAACCAACAGAAAACCACGCUUAACGCUAUGAAAAUCACCGAUUUAGGUCUCCGAAAUGGCAGUCAUCCGCGAACAUUCAUUACGCUGCUAUUUGGCACCGUGCUGGGCUUCAUGUUUGCUACUUUCAUAUCAUCCACAACGGUGCGACAACCGUGGAUGCCAGAAAGUUACCGGCAACGUGAGCCACCGUCAGUGGUGAGUGAUCCACACACGGGCAAUGAGCUACGGGAAGCAGCUGGCCCGGAACAGGAUGUUGGUCAGCAUGCUGCCCACGAAGAGGUCCAUGCGCAUGAGAAUGCAUCCAUUGCGCAACAGCUACAACGGGAGGUUCGUGUCCUGUGCUGGGUGAUGACUAAUCCGAACAAUCACAAGUCGAAAGCAUUACACGUCAAACGCACGUGGGCUGGUCGCUGUAAUAAAGUGCUGUUUAUGAGUUCAGUUGAAGAUCCUCUUAUUGGCUCGGUGGCAUUGCCUGUCGGUGAAGGUAGAAAUAAUCUUUGGGCAAAAACAAAAGAAGCAUUUAAGUACAUCUAUCAACAUCACCUGGAUGAUGCUGAUUGGUUCAUGAAGGCAGACGAUGAUACGUAUGUGAUUGUGGAAAAUUUACGGUACAUGCUUUAUUCUUACUCGUCGAGUCAUCCAAUUUAUUUCGGAUGUCGAUUCAAACCGUAUGUUAAGCAGGGCUACAUGUCCGGUGGUGCGGGAUACGUGCUGAGCAAGGAAGCGGUGAAGCGCUUUGUGGAGGAUGCCAUACCCAAUCCUGCCUGUCGGCAGGACGAUGAUGGGGCCGAGGACGUAGAGAUGGGCAAGUGCAUGGAAGCGGUAAAAGUGUUGGCCGGCGAUUCCAGAGAUUCAAUUGGGCGGGGAAGAUUUUUCCCGUUCGUGCCUGAGCAUCACCUAAUUCCAAACCAUGUGGACAAGGACUUUUGGUAUCUGAAAUACACGUACUACAAACCGGAUGAGGGUCUCGAAUGUUGUUCGGAUAAUGCAAUAUCUUUUCACUACGUGUCGCCUAAUCAAAUGUAUGUGCUAGAUUAUUUGAUUUACCACCUACGGCCGUACGGCAUUGUUGGCCAUUCUCAGCCAUUACCAAAGAAGCUAAGCUUAGGUGACAUUGUGCGGGUAGAUGAUCUAGGAAAAACAACCACCAAACCAGCAAGUCAACAACAGCAACAACAACGACGGAACAAACACGUCCAUGGUCAAGCGGUUGAUGAAAAUCAGAAGGACGUUACUUAUAGUGAUAAUAAUGAAAAAGAACCAAAUACCUAAUAAGAUCUAGUUGAGUAGGUUGCUAGGUACCAAAAUUUCUAUCA